Paramecium tetraurelia is the source of this 1665-nucleotide messenger RNA. RefSeq lists its product as uncharacterized. Gene Ontology annotation, molecular function: ribosomal large subunit binding. The record is from RefSeq and is a predicted model, not a curated record. Gene Ontology annotation, cellular component: cytoplasm; nucleus. Gene Ontology annotation, biological process: ribosomal large subunit export from nucleus. The transcript is spliced from 6 exons. NCBI's taxonomy places the organism in Eukaryota, Ciliophora, Oligohymenophorea, Peniculida, Parameciidae.
AUGAGUGGAAACAGAAAACUAAUAAAUUGGUAAUUAGAUUAAACCCAAAACUACAAUCCUUUGUUCAAUUUUGAGCAGAAGACACUUAUUUGCACAAAUUGUAUCAUCAAUCAGACUGACAUUACGGUUGGAAUAACCAAGGAGGGAAUAGUAAAUUACUGUCGAUUCUGUCAUCGUUACUUGAGACCCCCUUGGACCCUGUGCGAAAGGGAAUCAAAAGAACUAUUGAGCAUUUGUUUGAAGAGAUUGAGAGGAUUGAAUAAAGUCAAAAUCAUCGAUGCUGCCUUUGUGUAUACUGAACCAAGUUCCAAGAGAAUCAAGGUCAAAUUAACAAUAUAGAAGGAAGUGCUCAACAAUACCAAUAUGCAACAAACAUUCAUAUGCGAAUUCGUGGAACAUUACCAACAAUGCGAAGAUUGUAAAAAGGAAUUCACUCCUCACACUUGGGGAGCAGCAGUUCAAGUCCGUCAAAGAGUGGAUCAUAAAAAAACAUUCUUUUAUUUGGAACAAUUACUAUUGAAAUACAAUGCAAAUGAUAAAGUGUUGAAAAUAGAACAAGUUGAUGACGGAUUAGACUUCUUCUAUAAAUCGAGAUCUCAUGCCAAUAGAUUGGUAGAAUACUUAUCAACAAUUUUGCCAAUCAGAGUGAAACAAUCUAAAUAAUUGGUAUCACAUGAUGCUAGCAGCAAUCUCUUCAAUUAUAAGUAUGUCUAUGCAGUAGAUUUGCCUAAAGUGUGUAAGGAUGAUCUAGUUAUCCUCCCUUAGAAAUUGUGCAAAGAAUUGGGAGGAGUUGGUAGAGUACAAUUAUGCUAUAAAUUGACAACCAUAGUUCACUUAAUUGAUCCCCUCUCAAUGAAAUGUUCAGAUCUAUCCAUUGAGGCUUUUUCUUUAUACGAAAAUGAAAUUGAAGUCUAUAACCUAAAAACACACCAACAUGAAUUCACUGUUGUUGAUGUCGAACGUAUUCACACAAGAAAUUUGAAUGAAAGUUAUAUCUCAAUUACUAUUAUUAGGGAAUCUAACAAUUACGUACCUGUGACUGUGAAAAGUCAUUUGGGAGACAUCCUCAAAACUGGGCAGGUUGCUAUUGGUUAUGACUUAACUUAAUUGACUAUUGAAUCUUUGGAGGAUAUUUCCAAUUAUCCUGAGUGCAUAUUGGUGAAGAGAUAGAUCAAUAAGGAAGCCAGGAAGUAGAGAAUUUUCAAGUUGAAGAGGCUGGAAGCUCAGAAUGUUAUGGAAGAGGAAGGAGGAGAAAGAAAGAGAAACUAAUAGAAGAAAUAGAAUGAUCAAGAUGAGCAAUUCGAAGAAUUCUUAGAUGAUGUCGAAAAGGAUAAGGAGAUGAGAAAGAACAUCAAUUUAUAUAGAGAUGAAGAUAAGAUUAAAAAGUUAAGUAAGGAGGAUUUGAAGAAGAAAUAAAAGAAAUAAGUUCAGAUACAGAAAAAGGGUGAUGAUGAUGAAUGGUAAGAUGAUGAUGAGGAUGAUGUUAAAUUGGAAGAUUUAAUGAAAGAUUUGAAUUUGGAAGAUAAACCAGAAUUGGCAGAACCUGUAGAUGAAGCUUAAGAUGAAAUCAAUCAAUUCAUUACCAAAUUGGAAAAAGUAACAAUCGAAAAAUGAUAUAUCUAUAUAAAUUCUUAUUAUUAAUAAACAUUCAGAUAAAAAUAUUAA